Messenger RNA from Rana temporaria (common frog), 1781 nucleotides. RefSeq names its product immunoglobulin like domain containing receptor 1 (gene ILDR1). Gene Ontology annotation, molecular function: high-density lipoprotein particle receptor activity. Gene Ontology annotation, cellular component: plasma membrane. The record is from RefSeq and is a predicted model, not a curated record. The coding region runs from base 122 to 1693 and encodes 523 amino acids. NCBI's taxonomy places the organism in Eukaryota, Metazoa, Chordata, Amphibia, Anura, Ranidae. The transcript has 8 exons.
GGGAGGGGCAGCUGGUUUCUGGAUGAAGUUUCAGUUGGAAGGAGAAGCUGGGAUGAGGACUGGCUGCUGGAGAGGAUCAUCCAGAGGGGGACAGUGAUCACCUGGAGGGCUCACCUGGGCCAUGGCUGCUCUCUACCUGCUGCUGCUCUGCACCUGGCUGUGCUCAGGAUGUCGGGCCCUGCAAGUGACUGUACAGGACACCCAGAGAUACUCCAUGUUAUUUUCCACUGUGAUCCUCAAGUGUGACUACAGCACUUCUGCUGCCAUCCAGGACGUGUCCGUCUCCUGGGUCUUCAAGUCCUUCUGCAAAGAUCCCAUCUUCGACUUCUAUUCUGCCUCGUACCAGGCAGGUGUCUCCCUUGGGCAAGACCCAACCAUUGACUGCAACGACAACCAGAGGGAAGUGCGCAUCGUUAUCCAGAAGCGCGGCCAGAAUGAGGCCGUGCUGGGCAUGGACUACCGCCAGCGCAAGAUCACCAUACAGAAUAAAGCCGACCUGGUGAUCAGCGAGGUAAUGUGGUGGGAUCACGGAGUUUAUUAUUGCUCAGUGGAGGCCCAGGGGGACACGGCCGGGGACCGGGAUAAGGAGGUGAAGCUGAUUGUUCUACAUUGGCUGACCGUGCUGUUCAUCGUAAUGGGAGGACUUCUUCUUAUCCUCCUCCUCUGCAUAUGCUGGUGUCAGUGCUGCCCUCAUUGCUGCUGCUGCUACGUCCGCUGUCCCUGCUGCCCUACCAAGUGCUGCUGUCCAGAGGAAGCCAUCGCCCGCCAUCAGUACAUGAAGCAGAUGCAAAGCCACGUCCCCUGGAUGAUGGAGAAACCUUUCUACGCCGGAGCCGACCGCCACUCUCAACACUCCUCUUAUCAGCUCAACCCCUUACUUCAGAGAGAUCUCUCACUUCAGGGGAGCAUUCCAAUGGUCAGACAGCAAAACUUCCCACCCCCCAAUAACAAAGUUCUUGACUUUUUGGAGAACGAGCUCAAGAACUUUAAUACAGCCCAGCCUUUGGCCUCGGGCCCUCACUACAGCGGGGCCAGCCACCACCCCAGCAUGUUAUCUUCCUUGAGCGAAGUUGGGGUCCGUGAAGUUGAUCGCAGGGUGAUUCAGCUUCCCCCCAUUGUUGAACAUAUUGUCAGCUCUCAUCGGAGCAAUAACUCCAGCCAACAUCGCAGACACAACUCGUGGGAUGCCCUAGAGAGCGAUCGGGACAGGAGGCGGAACGGACCCCAGGAAGACCCCUACCUUCCCGAGAGAGAUAGAAGCGACCGGUCCCACGGCUAUAGGAGAGGGCAGCCAAAUGACAGCCGUGGAAGGAGAGACCCCUCCCCUCCCCGCAGAUUUGACCGCUCUAAUCACAGCGACGAGUCAGCUUAUGAUGACCAACGCGGGCAUUCCAACCAAAGCUCCGAUCACAGAAGGUCUCCAGACAGGUCAAGGAGAAGGGGCAGUCCGGACCGCGUCUCUAGACGGAGGAGGAGCCACUCGCCCCCCUACAGACGCAACUCUUGGAGCUCAGACGAUGAAAGUCAAUACGCCCGCGGCAGGAGAGAACGGCGCCCACAGCCCUACGACUGGCCGGAGGACAAACCUCCCAGCUACAAAUCUAUCGACAGCAGCACAGGAAAGAUCAAAAACCAGCGAGGGAGGCAGUCGGACCGGGCCAGUUCCAGAAGCGGAAGGAGCAUGAUGAUUUAGUGGACGAUGAUUUAGUGGACGAUGAUUUUCUGGACGAUGUGGUGACAAGGAAAGGACUGAGAAGGAGGUUUUACUAAAACCAGAGAAA